Messenger RNA from Penaeus chinensis, 2129 nucleotides. RefSeq lists its product as uncharacterized. Lineage: Eukaryota; Metazoa; Arthropoda; Malacostraca; Decapoda; Penaeidae. The record is from RefSeq and is a predicted model, not a curated record. Bases 108 to 2129 code for a protein of 673 amino acids. Gene Ontology annotation, cellular component: neuron projection membrane. The transcript is spliced from 12 exons. Gene Ontology annotation, biological process: synapse organization.
ACGAAAAAAAGGAGAGAGAGAGAAGAGAAGAAAGAUAAAAAAAAAGAAAAAAGAAGAAGAGAAAAGGAUAAACAAGAACAGAAGAAUAGAUUCAAAAUCGAAGCCAAAUGAUUCUUCAAUUCCUCUUUAUUCACCUCCUUCGCCUUCUGUUUCUGUGGCGCCAGGUCGAAGCAGCAGGCGCUCCAGUGUUGCCAAGCCUGCUGCCUCUGAUGACGACGACGCUGGUGGGGCCGGCGGAGGAGGAGGCCGAAGACAGGCCUACGCCCCGGGCUGUCUUUACCUUGCAGAACAACACGGAACUGAGGUCCCAAGUUGGCACGACGGCAGUGUUGCAUUGUGUGGCGGAGCAUGUCGGCGAGAAUUUGGUAUCGUGGAUAAGGAGGAGGGACUACCACCUCCUCACUGUUGGUACCCAUGUCUACAGCAGCGACGACAGAUUCCAAGUUCGCUAUAUCAAGGAGAAAAACGACUGGCAACUUCACAUCCGCUACGUGCAGGUGCGAGACGACGGUGCCUACGAGUGCCAGGUGUCAUCGCAUCCGCCCGUCAGUCUCCUAGCCACGCUGCGGGUCCUCGUCCAACAUCUUCCCUUGCAGUUCCGGAACUUGGAGAAGCAGAGACUCGGGAAGAUCACCAUAUUCAAGGCACAUGGCUACGACAUGUCCGAACACAACAUCGCUGACCUUGGCUUCGAGUUCACGUUGUCCGAUAAGGUGGUACGCGACCAGUUCGUCCUCGAAAUGGUGAACCACAAGGACGGCCUCAAGUCCAUGUUGAGUAGCACCUCGCAGAACUUCGAGUGUAAUGGACACUUUGACUUCACCGAGCUACUCAAACUAAGGGAUGACACGGCAACUAUUAUUAAGACCUUUAUCGAGAGAGACAUCCGCGUGGAGCUGACCUUCGGCGUGCGGGUGAUGACCGCUCACCACUACACCACCAUGGCUGUGCUGACCGGGCCCUUCCGACCCAUCUGCCUGGAGCCGCCCACUGUAAGGUCGCUGUACGGUAUAGUGCCCAGCGUGUACUCGACACAGACCGGGGUGGAGGAAUUGUACAAAGCGGAGAUGGCGACGCACAGGAUCGUGAACGAGACGUGGCCUCACCGCCCUCAGGUGCUGGAGGUGGAGGUGUACCACUCGCGGACGCUCCUCCACUCAGCGGUCCACCUCUACGCCGAGAGCCCCCGAGGACGCCAUCUGGUGGCCAUUUCUCACACUGUGGACAACUCGACGAUCCCAACGCCACAGGACCUCGCUUAUACUAAUGAUAGUGGCCACAACUUCCGCACGAUCUCCCUGAACCCGAGACGAGGGGAGAGGGCCAUGGUCAUCAAAACGCAUGAGGGCGACUGGGCGUUGGUCACGGCCGAGUGGGCGGGCCUGUGCAAUGGUAUACCUUCAGGUGAGGAAGGAAUAAUGUCCUCGUCGGAUUCGCACAGCAAGCUGAGAGGAGAACUGGGUCGCGGGAACGGCAUCCCAUCGAGCGGUUCGUCCAAAGACCUGAAUGGUUCGCAAGUGACCCUCGACUCCUCCUCGCCAGGAGUAGUAGGAGUAGCAUCAGGAGGAGGCGCUGGUGGUGGAGGAGGAGGAGGAGGUAGCAACGCGGUCUCAUCCAGUAGUCCCGUAGUGCCCGAUGCCUUUUCUGCAGCUGGCGAGGCCCGUGGGCGGCCAGGCUCGCCCGGUCACCUCCUGCUGCACAUCCACCACCUGCGGCAGUUCCAGUACCGCUCCGUCAUCCUGCCGUACGAGCGGCGGGAGUACACCUUCUGUCUCGGGGGCGUCACCAUCGACAUGGAGAGAGGCGUGCUUGAGGUGGGCCUCGGCAACCCGUCUCUGGUGGAGAACAUCUCGCUGGCCCUGAGUGCCGCCGUGCUGCACGUGCUGUGCCAGCCCCGCCCGGACCGCCCCGUCGUCGGCCAGACCAACCGCAUCCCCGUCGAGAAGCUGAGCCUGCUGCACGCCCUCGGCUACUUCGCUGACUCCACGCCGCACAACUCCUUCCUCAGGUCGUGCACGGGAGACGGCUGCGGCGGCUGCGGGUCCUGCGGCGGCUGCGGGGGCUGUGGAGGCUGCGGGGGCUGUGGGGGCUGUGGGGGUUGCGGGGGCUGUGGCGGCUGCGGGGGUUAA